GAGGAAGUCAAAGAAAGCACCGAACCAGCCAUUAGCGGCGAAGCGGGCAUUACAGAGCUUCGCCUUCCGCGACUUGUGAUAGGUGCACUCUUCACAGGGUGAUUGGGUUAUCGUGUUGUGACGUGCCGUCUUCCAUCGUCGUUCAACUUGCGAGUCAUUGAGUCGACCCUAGGCCCCAGAGGCCGCCUAAUUCAGUCACCUCCUUUGUCUUUUUCCUCUCCUUCGUCGUACUUCUCCUCCUUCCUCAAGUCGUCUUCUUCGCCAUCGCUGCUGAGUUGCCGAGUUGUUUGUCUGACUGGGGAAGUGAUAAGAGUAUUAUAAGAGAUGGCUUCUCCCUCUAGCCUCGGGCGCUUAGCCCUUCUCUUUGGCGUUCUCGCCUUGUUGAGUGCCUCGUACGCGGUGGAGGCCAGCAAUCUCGUGAACGUUCUUAAGCAAGACGGGCGGUUUUCCAUCUUCUACAAUGCGUUGUUAGCGUCCGAAGAGCUGCCCUCGGUGGAAGGUCGCACGGCUGUGAAUGGCACUUCCUUCGUCCUUUUCGCUCCGACGGACGCGGGCUUCGCGGAAGAGUUCCACGCUGACAUUCUGGCAUGUCUUCAGGCGAGCGCACCCGCUAAGGGGAUCGUCSUUCWGCUCCUGCGUUACAUGCAGGUCACCACCCUGAAGACUCCCGUUCAGAAUGGGAUGGAUCUCCUCAAGCAGGCGCAGGACGGCAAGAUCUGGACUGUUCUGGGCCAGCCCAUCGUCGUCGCAGGCGGAGCCAAUAAUAGCGUUACGCUGAAGUCCGUGUCUGGAGUCAGCCAGGCCGUUGCCACCGAAUUCMGASURYUGGACRYGAACGUKACGCUCAUCCCACUUKCCGAAGGCAUCGUUAUCGACGAUAACCUGUCAGAUCAGAUCGUGGCGGCUUGCCUGCCUGCACCUGCAUCGUCCGCUGCACCCAGCUCUCCCUCUGUACCCAAACCUAGCACUACACCGAAAUCUGGCUCCCCUCCGGCCCCUGCUUCUCCGUCUGCUGCUGCUUCCAAGCCUGCUGCCGCCUCCGUUGGUUCCCGUAAGUUGUUGCAGCUGUUCUAAACGCCUCUUUUUAUGGUGAUGGUCGAUGGGACGAUUCCAGGGGCAUCUCGCUCCUCGUCGGUUUGGUUGAAUUCGUCGAGAUGGAGUGCGUCCGAAUCAGCCGCCACGUCUUUAACUUUCUGAAGUUUCGGUUCCUCUCUCACCUAAUUUGACACCGUCUGUCUUUCAAGUGUCGCUUAGUUCUUCAUGGGCUGCACGUAAAGGCUUGCGCUCUUCAACGCGGCGUUAGCACGCAGGCUAUUUCUCGUCAUAGGGUUCGAAAAUUCGCAGUGCGUGGUCACUUGUUACAUGGAGCCAAGUGCAGGUGAUCUCGUGCCGUAGCCGUAGUUGGGCUUUUUGUUUAGUGCAGACUAUGUCAAACGGGCCGGCGCGUGAGGAUCGCACACUCCACAUAUAUGGCUACAGGUGAAUUUGCUGUGAAGUAUAUAGGAGAAUCGGGGUGUUCUCUGUGAACAGGUCAUUAACAUGUGUGUUCAUUCUUAUUCAACUCGUUUAAUAACCGGGCGUGAUUAAAGCCCGAAUUUACCUGAAUGUACGGGAUUAGUGUUUGAUAAUCUGGUUGAUCAAUUCAUCGGCGGUUGGGAACUACGUGCUCUCGUUUUCGUUCUGUAUUUCUCUUCUCUCAUUUCGCUCUUCUUGUUUCUUUCCCUUGAUGUCACUCUCUUUCUUUCUGUCUCUCGACCGACGUUUGUAUGUCCCCUUCUUCUUCAUGCUUUCUCUAUUACGUUAACUAUUUUCCAUGCUUCUGAUCGAUAUCUUUAUCCUAACUGUUGCUAUUUGAAGCCUGUGCGUGACGACUCCUUUGAUUGCUUGAUAUGUCCCCUGUAGAAUGCAUUUCGCUUGUUGGUUUUUGAUUAACCGUCGCAACCAUGAUCCUUCUGUUACAGUGUUUUUGGCGUAUAUUGAUGAGGGUCCAAGUUCGCUUGGCGUAUGUU
Chara braunii is the source of this 2009-nucleotide messenger RNA. Lineage: Eukaryota; Viridiplantae; Streptophyta; Charophyceae; Charales; Characeae. The record is from the annotation of a GenBank genome assembly.